CUAAAGAGCCCCAAUCGAGGCAAUUGAGGAAAUCUCGACCAUUGCCGACCAGUACAGAUUGACCAUGCGCCUUCAUUGUGUUCCCGUAUUGCUUCUCCUGGCCUUGUUUGCCAGCGGCUAUACCAUCGGGGAGAGCUCCUACGAUGAGUGAGCCUGUUCCGUGAUUCUGUGCGUGCACCGACCGGUGUACUGACUACAUUCAAGGGUUGGCCGUUGGUCUCCUCGUGAUCAACACGACUACGGCGAAUGGCUGGUCGACGUGACUCGUCGCACCGAGAACAGCUCCCAGCAGUUGCACCCCACGGUGCGGGAAUUCGGCGACCUCAUCGAGGCUCGACCACAUCUCCGGAUGCUCUUUGCACUAAUGUUCCAGGAAGUGCCUCGAAGUCCUCGUUACGUUUACGAGCUCAGCGGACGACCCCAGAUCCGAGACUAUCGCCACAUGCUACGCGUACUCGACCACCUUAUCCAGACGGCGCCGCCCUACAGCACGCGAAAAAAUCGCAUGAGCUAUGCCGGUAUUCCCCUGAGCAGUUUGCUCAACUGGCCGAUGGGAACACAAAGCGGCUUUGCAGCCUUCCUGCAGUCCCCAGACUCGGUUCAUGUCCUUGGCAGUGCUCCCACCGACUGGUUCGGCCCGACGGGGCUCGCUGAUCUCACUGAAGUUGCGAACAUCGGUCAGACGAAUUAUACGUUCGACGAAAUAUUUAUCGCCAACGCGACGGCCCCGUACCGCGGAUUCCAGUCCUGGGAUGAUUUCUUCAUCCGGUCAUUCCGCGAGGGCAUCCGUCCCGUCGCGGGGAACGACAGCGUGAUCGCGAAUGCCUGCGAGUCGAAGCCCUAUCAGGUGCAGCACAACGUGAGCGCUCACGAUCAGUUCUGGAUCAAGGAACGGCCGUAUUCGAUUGUGGACAUGCUGGGUGGUGAUCCGUUGUCCGAGAAGUUUAUCGGGGGCACGGUCUACCAAGCGUUCUUGAGCUCCCUGAGCUACCAUCGCUGGCACGCGCCGGUCUCAGGCCGCAUCGCGAAAGCCUUCACGUUGAAUGGGACCUACUUCUCGGAGCCCCUUAUCGUCGAUCUCGCCGCGCAGGAGCAGAGCCAUGACUAUCUCGACGAACUGAGCAUAAUUGCCGCGCAGCCGUACCUCACCUCGGUAGCCACCCGCGCGGUGAUCUUCAUCGAGGCGGAUCACCCGGCCCUCGGAACGGUGGCGUUUAUCGGCGUCGGCAUGGCAGAGGUCUCCACAUGUGACAUUACAGUCAAGCAGGGCGAUUAUGUCCGCAAGGGUGACGAGUUGGGGAUGUUUCACUAUGGGGGGUCGACCCACUGUCUCCUGUUUCAAGAGGCAGUCAACGUGACGGGGUUUCCUGCGACAGGGCAAACUUACAAUGUGCCUGUGCGGGGUCACUUGGCCACUGUUGGUUGAUCGCGCCAGAAAACCCAGGAUGUCAUGCCUAUGACCCUUCGAUCAGAUGAUGAGCUGCUUCUGGUCAUAGAAACUAUAUCAAAGCUUAUCGGAGCGCUGGAAAGUUACCUGGCGUAACAUAAAGCACUUCAUUGCCGAAUUGCUUCGUGAUGGUAGUUGUGGUCUUUGUAUCAACGCUGCUAAGUCAGGAGAGAUGCCAGAGGACAUUUGUUUGCGGAGAGAAACGAGAAAACAACCUAUUAAUAUCUUUCACCUUUCUCACGUCCAUCGAUCCGGUCACCCAUAGGCUAGUGUGUGGGCCAAUACUAAAUUCAAG
This is a messenger RNA of Aspergillus aculeatinus CBS 121060, 1742 nucleotides long. RefSeq lists its product as uncharacterized. Gene Ontology annotation, molecular function: phosphatidylserine decarboxylase activity. The transcript is spliced from 2 exons. Gene Ontology annotation, biological process: phosphatidylethanolamine biosynthetic process. The record is from RefSeq and is a predicted model, not a curated record. Lineage: Eukaryota; Fungi; Ascomycota; Eurotiomycetes; Eurotiales; Aspergillaceae. Gene Ontology annotation, cellular component: mitochondrion. Bases 365 to 1426 code for a protein of 353 amino acids.